This is a messenger RNA of Trichoplax adhaerens, 1830 nucleotides long. RefSeq lists its product as uncharacterized. The coding region runs from base 1 to 1830 and encodes 609 amino acids. The record is from RefSeq and is a predicted model, not a curated record. Lineage: Eukaryota; Metazoa; Placozoa; Uniplacotomia; Trichoplacea; Trichoplacidae. The transcript has 2 exons.
AUGCCUUUUGACACGAUAGAGACAGUGGAAGAUAGAAAGAGAGUAAUUAAUACUUUUCUUAAGAAUAGAUCAAUAUUAAAACAGCAACAACUAAACCAAAAAUUAAACGAGCAAUCAUUCCAAGAAUCUACUACAAAAUUACAAAAACCUGUUGUAAAGAAAAUUGAAGAAGUUCAAAAAAAAGAAGAUAAUCGACAGGAUAAACUUCUUGAGCAGUUACAAAAAAAUCAAGAAGCAUUAUCUAGUAAUAUUGAAUCACUUAGUAGUACCAUAUCACAACGACAGUCUGAAGACAGUUCAGUGCAACAAUGGUUGGACAGUCAUUCCCAAGAUGGCCUUCAAGGAAGAUUUAACCCUCAAGAAAUCGAGACUAUAAAAAAAAAUGGUUUUGAUCCCACAUUAAGCAAACCUCAAGAUAUAAAAUCUAUUAGAAGAAAAAUUAACAGUUUAACAGCACAAGCUACUCAUGCAUCUAGAAAAAAUAACUCUGUUAAAUACCAAAUAGUAAAACAAGAACAACUAACUCUAAGUAAAUAUUUAGCAGUAGUUCGUGAAAAGAAUUUGCAACAGUUAGAUCCAAUACGAGAAGAAGGAUCACAAUCAGGGUACGGAAUAUCUAUAAAAAAAAAUGUAAAACAUACUAUGAGAGAUCCUUAUUCAUUAGCUAAUAAUUCGUAUUUUGGUGAUUUAUAUAUAGAUCCAAAUAAACUGAUACAAAUGAAACUAGAAGCUUAUGAUCACAAUGGACGAAAAGUGCUUAGCAGGAAAUUUGAUAAUACAUUUUAUGAUUUAUUAACGAAGAGGUACAAUCCUAAAAAGACAUAUAGCGAUAAGGCUCAAAAAUUAUUUACUAAGCUUGUGGAAUUAUCUGGUGUACCUAUGAACAGUAGAAGCAUGAAAACCAAGAUUGGCCGUGACAAUAAAUCGUCGAAUACUGAAAAAAUACAAUAUAAGCACUAUAGUAAUCCAGAUCAGUUAUGUAAUCGACUAGAGGUAAUUUUAGGAGCGAAGGAAGCAGGAAAUAGUAAUCAACAAUUAAAUAAUGAGGCCAUAAAUAUAAUUGAUAUAUUGUAUAAUGAUAACAUAAUUACUAAAGAACAUAAAAAGGCAAUAGGAAAAGACGAAAAUUUUACGACAUAUUUUAAUCCUCCUCUGUUACUUGACAUAAAAAAGAUUUAUAAAGUAGCUCUCAUUGCUGCUGAAAUUUGGUAUUCUUGGUACAAUAUUACAUCAAAGAACAAUAAAUUUAAAUAUUUUAACGGAAAAGUUUGGAAAAAUACCAUCAUUCCUCCAGGAGCAUAUAAUGUAGUCGAUAUUCAGAAAGCGAUACAAAAUAUCAUGAAAGAAAAUAACGAUUACAUCCCUGCCAAUACAUCUGGAGACGAAAACUUGUUUCAUGUUAACAUUUCACCAAAUUAUAAUACAUUUAAGUCUGAGAUCGAAUUAAAAAAUAAUUACAAAUUGGAUUUCACAAUAGAUAAUACUUUUAGAGAUAUCCUAGGUUUUAAUUCAAGGAUAAUAUCUGGAAAUGGAAAACAUCAUAGCGAUCAGAUUGUUAACAUAACAAGUAUUAACACUAUUGAAAUACAUUGUAGUCUUGUAGAUGGUUCCUACAUCAAUGGAAAGAGUGGAGAUUUGAUACAUUGUACAUCACCAAAUGUCCCACCAGGUAGUCUAUUACAAGUACGACCAUUUCAGAAAAUGUACAAUUCGAUGAAAGUAAUGAGUGCAAUAAAUAGUGUUACAUUUAAAGUAACAGAUCAAGAUGGUAAUUUAGUUGACUUAAAUAACGAACGAGUUACCUAUUACCUCCACAUCAAGGAGUUAUAA